GGGAGUGCUUGCUGAGAGACUCAUCUGCAGGGAAAUUUUGUCGGUCUCAGUCGGAACAUCAGCUCUUCGGGUACUCGGAAUGUCGUUCUGUCUCCACCUGCCGUGCAAUCGGCCGGAAUGGCUCGACUUCACCGAGCGUCGUAAUGAGCUCUACGCCGUCAUAUCUGGAACUUUGUUCGCGAUCGGAUGGUGGAUUAUAAUUGACUGCUCCGUGCAGCAUCCGUCAGACAUAAAAGCUUUACAUGCGAUCGGAGUAAUCUCGACGCUGAGUCUCGUGAUGGUCAAUCUAGUUUCAAACGCUCAAGUGCGCGGUGAGAGCUCGUACACGGAAGCGGCAUGUGGGCCAUCCGGGGCUCGGGCUUGGCUCUUUAUCGGCUUCGUCAUGGGAUUCGGAGCGCUCCUCGGCUCGACGUGGGUUCUAAUCCAGAACAGUUUCGAAGCACCGUCAGUUUCGCUAUUCCUACAGAACAGCUUUAUUUUCGCAAGCUCGAUGGCGUACAAGUUUGGCCGAAAAGAGUCAGAUUCGUGGGGAUCGUAAUCGAGUGGGAGUACGGAUUGAUCGCAAACAUGGUCUCACCCCGUCUGAUGUUGGAGGCAGUAUUCUUCUACCCACACCAAAUCAUCUUUCGCGUAAUCGUGGCUCCGGUACCUCCGGUCAUACGCGCCGCCAUCCUGGCUCGUCGUUGAAGCCUCGAAAUGAGCUAGGUCUCGACUCGUUCAAGCAUCUUCGAUUUUCCGCACGAAGGUCCCACGUAGACAAAUACUUAAUUCCUCGAGCAGGGAGUCGAGGAACAAGGUCAAUCAAUUCCAAUGAUGUAAUUUAUCCGAUGAAAGCAAGUCGCGAGGAUUUGUCAGCUCCGCCAUCUCAAUGAAAGAUCGAAUAAAAAUAGGCUUUUAUU
Galendromus occidentalis (western predatory mite) is the source of this 899-nucleotide messenger RNA. Its product is annotated as transmembrane protein 50B. The coding region runs from base 80 to 538 and encodes 152 amino acids. Lineage: Eukaryota; Metazoa; Arthropoda; Arachnida; Mesostigmata; Phytoseiidae. The record is from RefSeq and is a predicted model, not a curated record. The transcript is spliced from 5 exons.